AUGAUGCGGCGAAACGCUCAGGCUCCUCGACUCGAGCUUCGGAAAAUCUCCGACUUCACUGCGAAGGAAAGCGCUACAGAGGCGGAGGACUGGAUGGAUCAACUUGAGGCCUUGUUCCGCAUCAAGAACAUCACCAGUAACACUGUCCGCAUUGAGACUGCGUUGUCUUAUUUCGUUAAGGACGCAGCUCCCUUCGCGCGCCAAAUUCGUUCACAGCGCCUUCGCUACAAGGAAUGGUGGAGACAGUAUGUUCAGGCCUACCAGAACAAUAUCGAUCACGUCCCAGAACCCCCAGUAGCGUGCAACACCUGGGAUGAGUUCCGUGCCAAGUUCAUGCACGACUAUGUGGACGUAGACCCGGUAGAAACCGCUCGUGACAAGAUAGCCGUGCUGCGCAUGCACAAGGACCAGCGCGCAGACGACUUCUUGGUCAAAUUCCGUAACCUGGCAGAACGUACUGGCUAUGAUGGUGCUGCGCUGGUACGCAUGCUGCAGCAAUCACUCAUAGGAGUACCCGUGCUACUCGAGAAGGUUCUCUCGCUGCGCAAACGUCCAAACGGCGCGAGGGAACAAGGAGCUUAUCGUCCGGAGACUUUGGAGGAAUGGUAUGCGACCGUUGGAGACUAUGAUCGGGCUUAUCGUCAAGCGCAUGCACGCACACUUGAGGCUAAGAAGCAGAAUACCCCCAGCUCAUCUGCUUCUCGCCCCAACAACCCGCAGCGCACCCCGAACUAUCGUCCCCCUCCUGGUCCUCCUCCGAACUAUAGACCACCUCCAGGACCUCCACUGCCACCACGAGGUCCUGCUGGAUCAUUUGCUCCGCGUCCUCGUCACCCCAACUAUUGGGCACCGCAAGGACCAGUUAACACGUCCCCUCCUCAAGGCCGUCCACGCUACGAUCGGCGUGAUGGUACCGGUACAACGUAUGGAGGCCGCGGUCAACCCAUGAAUGUGGAUCUCAAUCGCAUGGAUAUGAGUCAGGUGGAAUGCUACAACUGCAGUAGAAAAGGUCAUAUGAGCCGUGAAUGCCGUUCCCCACGCCGCGCUAGAGCUGGACCGUCCCAACCUGCGCAAGUUAGGCAGGUUGAUGCGUCGCUCGUGCAACAACUCUUCUCUGGAAUGUCGGAGGACUCCCUUUCCAUAUUCUCUCGGGCUCUUCAACAAGCCCAGUCGACUAGCUCUGCCAAGCCUUCGCAGGGUUUUCGACGCGGCCGGAAGUAA
This is a messenger RNA of Peniophora sp. CBMAI 1063, 1221 nucleotides long. NCBI's taxonomy places the organism in Eukaryota, Fungi, Basidiomycota, Agaricomycetes, Russulales, Peniophoraceae. The record is from the annotation of a GenBank genome assembly.